AUGGCGACAACAAUAGAAGAUCUGACCGAAAGUCAGAUCGACGCCCUCUUUCUGGAGGCUGAAGAACGGCUAGCUGAAAAGAAUAACGCAGCUGUGUUGGCAGCUCACGGCCGGCCUUUCCAAGUCUCCGUUGCCAACGAGGCCAAGAAGGCGGCCGAAGAGGCUGCUGCCAGCAAAGAGGUCACGGCCCGCAAGACGGACGGCGUGACAAUCCGUGUCGCGCAGCUCGAGAAGAAGAAGAACAAGGAACCUGACAGUGCUGGCCCCGACUGGUUUGGUCUGCAGAAGACCGUCCUGACGCCCGAAGCUAAGCGCGAGUUCCAGAUCCUGCGCAUGCGUGGCAUCCUUGACCCGAAGCAGCACUUCAAGAAAGACAACCGCAAGAACAUGAUUCCCAAAUAUUCCGUGUUUGGCACCAUCCUGGAGGGCACGGCCAAGGGCGAGCGUGAUCGCCUGACGCGCAAGCAGCGCAAAAACACCAUGGUCGAAGAGGUUUUGGCGUCACAGGAGUACAACCAGCAGUUCAAGCGCCGGUACAACAAGAUCCAGGAGAAGAAUGCCAGCGGCAAGAAGGGCUUCUACAAGAAGCUUGUUGCUGGUCGACGUCGCCGGCCUUGA
Sporothrix schenckii 1099-18 is the source of this 618-nucleotide messenger RNA. RefSeq names its product nucleolus protein required for cell. Lineage: Eukaryota; Fungi; Ascomycota; Sordariomycetes; Ophiostomatales; Ophiostomataceae. The record is from RefSeq and is a predicted model, not a curated record. Gene Ontology annotation, cellular component: nucleolus. Gene Ontology annotation, molecular function: RNA binding. The coding region runs from base 1 to 618 and encodes 205 amino acids. The transcript is spliced from 2 exons. Gene Ontology annotation, biological process: RNA processing.